This is a messenger RNA of Oppia nitens, 1613 nucleotides long. RefSeq lists its product as uncharacterized. The transcript has a single exon. The record is from RefSeq and is a predicted model, not a curated record. Gene Ontology annotation, molecular function: RNA binding; protein binding. Lineage: Eukaryota; Metazoa; Arthropoda; Arachnida; Sarcoptiformes; Oppiidae. Bases 136 to 1608 code for a protein of 490 amino acids.
UGAUUAAAAAUAUUAACUUAUUUUAAACUAACAAAUAUUUGCCGACAGUUUUCAUUAGUGACAGACUUAUAGCAUAAACUAAUUAAUAUAUUAACAGAAUUGUUGAAUAUAUAGACAAAUAUCUAUAAGAARACAAUGGAAGACAAGUCAGAGACAGGACUUAUAAGCGGUGACACAAAUCUUAGUCUAUUGUCGAUUGCAAGUGCUUUACGCCGGGGAUCGCCAUUAAAUGAAGGCAUUAAUCAAACAAUUGGUGACAAAGUCGUCAGUAAACUCAUAGGUGUUGCCAAUACUGAACAAUCAUCCGAGUUAUCUAUCAAUGAAACAAUUGAACAAAUGUCUGAUUUGUCACUAAACAAAAAGAGUGAAACACUUCAGUCAAUUGGCAACCGAUUGGCAAACAAUGGUCUGUAUAUGGAAGCCAUCAAAUACUACAGCAAAGCCAUUGCAUUUUACGACGAAGACUAUAGGCUUUACUGCAACCGAAGCUUUUGUUAUGAGAAGCUUAUGAAAUAUGAAGAGUCGUUGGCCGACGCAUUGCGAUCAGUCAUUCUUAUGCCAACCAAACCUAAGCCUUACUUCAGACAAGGAAAGGCACUCAUCGGUCUUAAGAGAUACUCAGACGCAGAAAAAGCAUUCAUUAAGAUAUUGCAGAUCAAUGGCAACUGUGAAGACACUAAUAAAGAACUUCUUAAAACACGAUAUUUAGCGCUAAGAGAUUAUGGUCUUAAUAUAGAAGACGCAUCACUUGCGGCCAUCAAUUAUAAUAGUAUAGAAGUGGCCAUUAAAGCAUCGGAAGACAAAAACAAAAAGAUUGCAAACAAUUUGUUGACUAAUAGGAGCACUUCUUAUGAUAGCCUAAUGGACCCAAACUUAUUUGAAGACAACAAGCAAUCAAAUCAGUGUAAUCAUCAAUACAGACAAUGGAUGCAAUCGGAGAAGCAAUCAAUUUCAACGACUAAAAAUCACUUCAAUGGUUAUCGACGAUCUCAAAGUCGACCGCCUGCAAGACAAACGUUUUCGUGCGUCAAUUGUAGUCAUUCAAGUCAUACAAACUGUUCAAACGCUUCAAAGUCACCACAAUAUGUACACAAAAGAAGCCAAUCAGUUGAUAAUGCAUUGCGUGUCAAAAGACAGGAUCAGGUAUUUGUAAGAAAGCAUAAGAUCGCUGAACAUCGGUUACCAAAGAAUUUGUUCGGUUAUAAAGGACUAUGGAUUGGAAACGUAUCGCCUGGUUGUCGGCCAUCGCUUUUAUGGUCAAUAUUUGCCAAAUACGGACCACUAGACUAUGUGAAUGUAGUGCCAAAAUCUUACUGUGCUUUUGUUAAUUAUUUUGACAAAAACUCUCCGCGUAUUGCAAUCGCUUCACUUUAUGGACAAACCGUUUGUGGGGUUAGUAAUGGCGAGCGUCCGCUGGUCUUCAGAUUUAUUCCAUCAAAUGAUCAAAAAGACUUGCAUUAUAUGCGUCCGUAUCAGCCAAGAGGUACCAAUGAGUGCUAUUUCUGGCGCACCACUGGAUGCAAGGAUCACAAGUGUCCACUACUUCACUAUCCAAUGUGUAAAGGCAUUGAUUUCCAGCCCUGGAUGAACAGGAAGUUUAAAAAAUAAUAAUA